AUGCAAGAGGAGUGUCCCUCGAUGACGCAUCUUUCACCAUCACCUUCCAUGCAGCACGAGCAAAGGGAUGACGUUGCGAUAGCAGCUAGCUCAAGAACAGCAAGUCGUUUCUUCCCAUCCCUCGUUUCUGGUGAUAACCAUCUCCCAUCAUGGCAUAAGCCGCGUGUUGUUGGUAGGUCGGUUUGGCUUGAGACAGGUGUAGCACUGGUGCGACACCCUUCUCAAUGUCGACAAAUGCAUAAUUUUCCCCACCUUCCUGCAAGUCAGGCGGGACUCCGCUCCGAGUGGCGCACCAUCUUCCGAGUGCUGCAGCACUCCUCGCUGUCCCUAGCCGCAUGCAGUCACCGAUGUCGGCGCGCCUGUAUCAUUACCGAUGCCCAGUCAGUAGGCGUACUGUUGGGUGGAAUAGUCCUCGUGAAGAGAAGCGGUAGCCGCUACACGCAGCGCGUCCAGUUCAUGAGCGAAGUUGGUGGCCCCACUGAAGCACAGUCGAUCGCCUUCAUGCGCAUGGGAUCGCUUGGUCAAUGCUCUCCUGUCCUACACACGACAGUAGACAACACACCGGGGCUGUGUUUGCCUCAUCAACCCGCAAAAUGGCACGAGAAGGACCCACUGGCAUGGUCGGGAGCCGAGCCGGUCCGAGCGAUUGUCUCAGUGACGGAGGCCCAUCCUGGCCUCAAACGCAAUCCCCAACCAACUGCCCAGGGCAUCUCUUGGCCACAAUUCCACCAUACUCCGAAACGUGCACGACGUCACAUUGCAGUGGGUGCACAUGCGUCUCGACCUGAUAACCAUAUGCCUUUGCACCAUUCUCCCACAUGGACUGAACGACACAUGGAUGCAUGCUUGGCGAGACGUUGGCGUACUGCAAUGCCCAACCUCGUGACGUUGGCAUCCAUGCCAUCCGGUACGUCAGGUGUGUUGGUGAAUGUACGCAUCCCUCCUUAUGACAGCAGGCUUCACCGCAUCCUACUUCUCUGUCGAUGCACCAUGAGGUGUCGUGCACCGACUGACGGACGGAUUGACACUAAACAAUGUGCUCUCGAUCUUGGGUAG
Hydatigera taeniaeformis is the source of this 1056-nucleotide messenger RNA. The record is from the annotation of a GenBank genome assembly. NCBI's taxonomy places the organism in Eukaryota, Metazoa, Platyhelminthes, Cestoda, Cyclophyllidea, Taeniidae.